AUGUUCAGGCAUGUGAGUGGAAACAUGGUGGGGUUUGCAUCAACUCCCAAUCUUCGAGACUCUUUGAAACACCGAGUUCCAGAGUCAACUGCCAUGGGUUACAAUAAAGGAGGUGAAUCAUCUAUGGGAAUAAACCAGGGCCUGGGGCAGGCGGCACAAAACAGCAGAGAGCAGUAUGAUGAGGCUUUUGAUUUUACAGGAAACCGGUUGCAGCAGCCUGCCAGGAACAGAUACAGCCAUUCAAAAGAGCCUUCAGGAUCCACUACUUACAAUGUGCUCGAGUAUUACUGCAAUGGGGACGAGGAUGGCGACGUUGGCGGAGAUGCCGGUAAGGUUCCGAGCCGGGGGAGCAAGGUGGACUUGCUGGAUUCGGCAAACGGGCAAGAGGUUGCAGCUGAGAUGCCGGAAAAACAGCAUAAGCAGAUUUCCAAGGAUAACAAGUACGGCGAGGAUACAAUGGUAUAUUCGGGUACAGAUGAGCCGUUCACGUUCAUUUCUGCGGAGAACAUGAGCUCUGUGGAUAGCUCGAGCGGCGGAACGGUGCCGAAACGGGCGAAAACCCGUCAUAUCACAAAGAAGGAGUCGUACGCCUCGCUUCAGAAGUCAAGAAGCUCGUUUGAGCUUGUAAGGAGCGAAAUGAACAAGUCUAUGGUGGCAGAGGAGGGUGAGGGGCAUGGUCACGUGGGCAGAAAGCCGCUGAUGAUGAACCUGGUGCGUGGAACAUCGAAAAACAGGAUUUUGCAGAGUAAACAGGACCGGUACGGAUUUAAGAAGACAAGCACGUUUGUAAGCGAGGAGGAGUACAACGGGUGGUGGAAGAAAUACUCGAAGUAUCUAAUCCGGCGGAAACGCAAGUGGGAGAAGAUGAUGGCGAGAAAUGGGCUUGCUGUGGACCAAUCAGGUGCACCGAAGCGAUUUCCUCCUAGAUCGAGCAAUUUGGCCCGGUUUGUGCACAAGGGAAUUCCCGCGGAGUGGAGGGGAGUGGCGUGGUUUUACUUUGCGAGGGGGAACGAGAAGCUGAGGCAGAACCAGGGCGUGUACGAUCGACUCGUCGACCAGACAAUCGACAUCAUAAACGACGACACUGAGGCCAUCGAGAAGGACUUGCACCGGACAUUUCCCGAAAACGUUCAUUUUAAGAACAUCCAGAAGGUGGAUCCGGCGACUGGGGAGCACACAGAGGAGGAGAGCGUGCUGUUGCAAACUUUGCGGCGUGUUCUCAAGUGCUUUGCGAGGUAUAAGCCGUCGAUCGGCUACUGCCAAUCGCUAAACUUCAUUGCCGGGCUGUUGCUCAUGUUCAUGGAUGAGGAGAAGGCGUUCUGGAUGCUGGUUAUCAUUUCGGAGCGGUAUCUUCCGGGAAUCCACGACUUGAACUUGGAGGGAGUCAACGUACACCAGGGUGUACUUAUGCUCUGCUUGAGGCAGUACUUGCCGGAAAUAUGGCGGCUGAUUGUGGACACCAGCGACGGCAAGUGCCAGGAGGGCUCCAACUCGUUCCUAUACGAUCUCCCGACACUCUCCUUCUGCACCACCAGCUGGUUCAUGAGCAUAUUCAUCGGAGUUCUCCCCAUUGAGACUACUCUCCGGGUAUGGGACUGCCUGUUUUACGACAGCUCUCGCACCAUCUUCCAGAUUGCUCUCACCAUUUUCAAGCUGAUGCAACCUGAGUUGAAGAAAAUCGUCCAACGUACAUCCCACGGUGACACAGACGUUCUGUCCUCGGAACUUUUCAGAACCAUUCAGAACUUCCCGAAGAAGAUUCUCGAUGCCAACACGCUCAUGGCCGAAUGCUUCACAGACUCUCGGUUUGGCGGCUUAACCCAGAAGGAGGUCCUGAAAUGCAAGCAGUACGUCAUUGACAGCAGGAGCAGGUACCGUUCGCUGGUAGUCAAGCGGUCUGCAAUGGGUUUAAAGGAGGAAGACAGACGUGAGCUGAUGGAGAACUCGGAGAAGCUCGAGAGCGAUAAGAUCGGGUUGAAGACUCUCAAUUGGAACGGUAGGCUCAACCACCGGAUGAGGAAACUUCACCAUCGGCACAGGUAG
Molecule: messenger RNA, 2043 nt
Organism: Brettanomyces bruxellensis
Lineage: Eukaryota; Fungi; Ascomycota; Pichiomycetes; Pichiales; Pichiaceae
Exons: 1
Coding region: 1-2043 (680 amino acids)
Source: RefSeq, a predicted model, not a curated record